UGACCCGCCUGCGGCCUGACCCUGGAGUGGGCCGAGGCGACCACGCUGCAGACGACGGUCCUGCGGCUGGAGCAGAGCCCGCUGCCUUCGGACAUGGCGUCGCCCGAAGACCCACUGGCGGCUGCCACCGUCGGCUUCCGAACCUCGCCCAGUGAGCGCAUGCCUAACGGGCUCACGUACCAGGCGACCCAGUCGGGCCUCAAGGUCACUGUGCACGAGAACCCGCUCAGCACAGUGCUGGAGUACCGCAGGACGCCGUCGCCCGUCACGCCGUACCAGGACGCGAGCCGGCCGGACGCCGUGCUCGGCCUGCCCAUCCUGUCGACGGCGGCCGGGCGCGACGCGCUGCCCGGCAAGAAAGCCUCGCGCGACGAGUCGUGCGCCAGCUUCGGCGUCCAGCGGCCCAGCGAAGCCAAGCCAGCGGCGCACCCGUCGGGGGCGCAGCGAGCACGUGACCUCUCACUGCUCGCGUUCGUCACCCUGCUGGCAGCGGCGUGCUGCGUGCUCGCCUACCUGGCAUUCGUGGCGCCCAGGGCGCCCUCCGACCGGGUCGUCUACCACGAUCUCUCAUCAAAAAUCUGCCUCACUCCGGAGUGCGUGAAAACAGCGUCGUCCCUGCUGAACGGCAUGGAUCAGAGCGCGGACCCGUGCUCAGACUUCUUCCAGUACGCAUGCGGCUCGUGGAACAAGCGGCACCAGAUUCCAGAGGACCGGCCCAGCAUCUCCACCUUCGAGGUGCUCUCCGACGAGCUGCAGAUCAUACUCAAAGAUUUGCUCGAGGAGCCGCCGAACCCGUAUGACAACAGUGCCACCAUCAAGGCAAAGACACUUUACAACUCAUGCAUGAAACUGAACGUGAUCGAGGAGAUCGGCGACCAGCCCCUGCGCGUGGUGCUCCGUAGCCUGGGCGGGUGGCCCGUGACCGAGCCCAACUGGACGGCGCCUCCGUGGGGCGUCGAACGGCUACUGGGAGACCUGCGCGGGCGCUUCGACCAAGGGGUCGUCGUCGAGCAGUGGGUCGGACCCGACGACAAGAACUCCUCCGUCAACAUCAUACAGAUCGACCAGCAGCUGGCGUUCGGCCUUCCGAGCCGCGAGUACUACCUGAAGGAGAGCAGCGAGAAGGACCGGCGCGCCUACCACCGCCUCAUGGUCGAGGUGGCGCAGCUGCUGGGAGCCGAGCCGAGGGACGCGCACCUCCAGAUGGAGCGGGUGCUCGCGCUGGAGACGCAGCUGGCCAACAUCUCUGUGCCCGAAGCGGACCGGCAUGACACAGGUUCCAUCUACAACAAGAUGACACUGCGGGCUUUGUCUGAAAUGGUGCCGGUGUUCAACUGGACCGAGUACCUGUCGGUGUUCCUUCCCGUGGAGGUGUCGCCGGACGAGCCGCUGGUGGUCUACUCGGUGCCUUACCUGCAGCAGGUCGGCCAGAUUCUGGUCGACACCGACAAACGGACGCUGCACAACUUCGGCGUGUGGCGCCUGGUGAACUACCUGCUGGCCUACCUGGACGGCGAGUACGCGCACAAGCGAAACGCGUUCCGCAAGGUGAUGCUGGGCGUGUCGGCGGACAAGGUGCGCUGGAACCACUGCGUUGAGCUCGCCAACAAGAAGAUGGGCAUGGCCGUCGGCGCGCUGUUCAUACGCGACAACUUCGACCCGCACAGCAAGGAAACCGCGCUGGAGAUGAUACACAACAUUCGCGAGGCUUUCAACGAGCUGCUCAAGGAGAACGACUGGAUGGACACCGAGACACGCAAGGUCGCCGAAGAGAAAGCCAAUGCUAUGAAUGAAAGGAUCGGCUAUCCGGAACUUCUCACUAAUCCGUACGAGCUGUCAAAGGAAUAUGACUCGUUGGUGGUGCACGAAGACCUGUACCUGGACAACGUGUUCAACAUCCUGCACUUCGAGGCCACCCGCAACCAGCUCAAGCUACGACAACCCGUCAACAAGGAGAAAUGGACUACGGAACCAGCCGUAGUGAACGCAUUUUACAACCCAAACAAGAACGACAUCGUCUUCCCGGCCGGCAUUCUUCAGCCUCUCUUCUACAGCCACCAUUUCCCCAAGUCCCUCAACUACGGUGGCAUAGGAGUUGUCAUAGGUCACGAGAUUACUCACGGCUUCGACGACAAAGGUCGGCAAUUCGACAAGGAUGGGAACCUGCAGCCCUGGUGGAACAACAAGACUGUGCAAACGUUCCGCGAGAGGGCUCAGUGCAUGGUGGACCAGUAUUCCAGCUACGUCCUCGAAGACGUCAACCUCAACAUCAAUGGCAAGAUGACCCAGGGAGAGAACAUCGCCGACAACGGAGGACUCAAGCAGGCGUACCGGGCGUACAAGAAGUGGGUCAAGCAACACGGCGAGGAGCCCCUGCUGCCGGGCAUCAGCCUCACGCACGACCAGCUGUUCUUCCUCAACUACGCUCAGAUAUGGUGCGGCUCUAUGAGACCCGAGGAAGCCCUGAACAAGAUCAGAACUUCAGUCCACUGUCCAGGACCGAUCAGGGUUCUGGGACCACUGUCCAACUCGUACGACUUCUCCCGAGCCUACCACUGCCCCAACACGAGCCGCAUGAAUCCAGCCAAGAAGUGCUCCGUCUGGUGAAAGAGGGCGGCAGCAGAGUGCGCGAGCGACUGGCGGCGAGAAAACAAGGAGCGGGCCUCAACGCCAGACGCCUCGUAGCUGUGGGCUGCUGGACCAUUGGUUCAAAGCGUACUACUAAAGCACGUCCUAUAUUAAACCACGUGACUGACGUGCCUGCGUUGCACCAGGGAACUGGGAGACGAAACAGAAGCUGUGUCCUGACACCAGUGCGGCGACAGAAAAUAGCCACGCGACGGCAGUGAUGGCAACGCUGCCGCGCUGAUGGCAAAGUGUGCGCGAAACGACUGCGGCGAACGGUUCGCGUUUCUCUCUUUCGAACGUCUUAGCGGCGACACCAGAGAGAACUGCGCCGAUGCCGACACCUUCCGAACUUCGUGCUGAGCGGCGGUGGGCACCCGGACACUUGUUCUGGAUGCGAUUCUCUAUAUGCCACGCUGCCAGUGGCAACUUCACUCUCAGCAUUGCGAAGUCAAGCUUGUAAAAAAAAAAAGGCAACGUGAAACAAAAGAGCGUUUUCGUUUACGCGACUUGUAAGACUGUUCACAUGUGCAUAUUACCGCGAUUGCGAAGAGAGCGACAUUGUUGUUAGCAGGUGUUUUUACAUAUCUGUCUUUCGGAGGUGUUACGUGUACGUUGACAACAACCUAAGGUGUAAUCAGAACUGUACACUUUAAACAUCGCGCAAGUACGGCGCCCUCGUCUGAAUAUCCCCGCGAAAUUAAAAGACUUUCCCGACGACUGUCUCGAUUUUUUCUUUCCUUUUAUUUUCCUUUCUUGCUUGAAUGCAUUCACGGCGACGCACGAAGAUGCAGGUAGCCGGCUAGCCAGCAUCCUUGUUGCAACAAGGACAUU
This is a messenger RNA of Dermacentor albipictus, 3459 nucleotides long. RefSeq names its product neprilysin-1-like. The record is from RefSeq and is a predicted model, not a curated record. Lineage: Eukaryota; Metazoa; Arthropoda; Arachnida; Ixodida; Ixodidae. Gene Ontology annotation, biological process: protein processing. Gene Ontology annotation, molecular function: metalloendopeptidase activity. Gene Ontology annotation, cellular component: plasma membrane.